UGAAGGCGGGACCUUGAAUGACGACAAUAAUAGAUUGAACAGGAUCAUCAUGAGUAGAGCGUAACCUUCUCCCUCGUAUCCAACACACCCCGCGCUUUUUGCUCUUGUGCGCCCGGCAAUUACUACGUCAUGGCAUACUAAUAACUAAUUAGCCGAGGUAAUGACGGAACAAUAGGCGGCAGGCACGACGGAUGGGAAGUGCUUAGUUCGACGAUAAAUGCUUGCUCCCCUGGCCUACAUUUAAUGUUUCCACAAUGAACAAGUCCCGCGCGCGUUCACGAGGGAGACGGAAUUAUUUUCUACGUGUGUCGGGCAAUCGGUUGUCGCUGGCGAUGCACCCUUCUUACGUCUUUGCGAUGAUAAUGCGACGAUUAUACCUCGCAAGCACUGUCGCCAGUAGAAGAAGCGCCUUUUACAGCGUUAUCAACUUCGUCGACGGUAAAAACCAAGAUCGCUCGCACAAUCAAGAUAUCCCCCCGCGUCUCACGCACUUUUAUGCUUUAUUAUUUACCUCAAGAUAGAGAAACCUCUCUCACGAAAUCCGUGUUGAAACGAUUCAGCUAGGUCCUCCAAAGGAUCAGCCGUCGAUCGGCUCUUGAUCAAUCGUAUAUUUGAAUCAAUGUCAACAUGGUGGGGUGAUCUAUUUGGGGAGACGCGGCGAGAGAUGCCGUCGUGCAACAAAAAUCAGUCAGCUAGGUGAGUCGUGACGAAAGGUGAAACGUCGGUUUGAUGAGCGAAUGAAAAGUUAACGUUCCGACCGGCACCAACGGCAAUUUACUGCUCAAAGUUGCAACGAAUUCCAUGCCUUUACGUGCAUCCUGUUCGACGCCUAAGAAUCUCUACGACAAAACAGGAUUGCGGACAAACGUCGACACAAAACUUGAUUGAGGCUUUCAAAGCGGGAUGGCGGCGGAUGAUCCUCUUUGCCGGGAGCCUUUGGUAUCCGUCGAAUUCGAGGUUUUCGGGAAAGUGCAGGGUGUAUACUUUCCAAAGUACGUGAGGGAUAUCUGCCUGCAAUUGGGAAUUUGUGGCUGGGUGAAAAACAGUAAAACCGGCACGAUCCUCGGGAAGAUGCAAGGACCUCAGGCGCUCGUCGAUCAGAUGAAACAAUGGCUAACGUCAGUGGGAAGUCCAGGCAGUGAGAUACAUCACUGUGAGUUUACGAAUUGGGAGAAUGUCUCCAGACGGCAAUAUCAAGGUUUUGCGAUCCGUUUCUAAGGCUAAGGAUAACAAAGUGUACAAUGCAGUGCCCCUCUCUCUCUCUCUCUCUUGUGCGCGCAAUUGAGGCACUGGAAUAUACUCAAAAUUCCAUAACGUUGAACAUUUGUACGAUAGCUUCAUCGACAUAUAUCGGUGUCUCAUUUCACUUGGACAGAUUACUCUACGCGAUUAGAAUAGCAUUAUUUGACGAUAAGGUGUACAUAUAUGUAAUAUUUAAUGUAUACUCUAAUAAAUCCCUUAAGAAUUAAA
This is a messenger RNA of Ooceraea biroi (clonal raider ant), 1470 nucleotides long. Its product is annotated as acylphosphatase-2. NCBI's taxonomy places the organism in Eukaryota, Metazoa, Arthropoda, Insecta, Hymenoptera, Formicidae. Gene Ontology annotation, molecular function: acylphosphatase activity. The record is from RefSeq and is a predicted model, not a curated record.